Messenger RNA from Setaria italica (foxtail millet), 2397 nucleotides. RefSeq names its product hexokinase-8. Gene Ontology annotation, biological process: glucose 6-phosphate metabolic process; glycolytic process; intracellular glucose homeostasis. Bases 758 to 2164 code for a protein of 468 amino acids. Gene Ontology annotation, cellular component: mitochondrion; cytosol. Lineage: Eukaryota; Viridiplantae; Streptophyta; Magnoliopsida; Poales; Poaceae. The transcript is spliced from 9 exons. Gene Ontology annotation, molecular function: mannokinase activity; glucokinase activity; ATP binding. The record is from RefSeq and is a predicted model, not a curated record.
GCACUCAAGUCUUCCACAAACCCACCGAGCCGAGCUCGCACGCACGGGCACGGCCACCGAAACCACCGCCACAGUGGCAGAGAGCCUUUCCCCUCCACAGUUCCACUCAUCCCAAGUCAGGUGGCCAGUGGCCACAUACAUCCGCGGUGAGGGCGAGCAUUCCCGGCCAACUUCUCCUUUCACCCCCACGCCGACCUGACGCAGAAGACUCCAUGUGAUCCCCAACCCAAUCCGCCGACCGGCUCGCCCCUGGAUGGAAUCUAUUCCCGGAGAGCGCUAGCAUGAUCCGCCCCUGCGCAUGUCGCUCUGCAGGUCCCGAGAAGGUAUAGCAACAAAACAAGGCCAUACCCACCCACACAGGAGCACACGCGGCGCCGCCGUCCUUUUCCUGCCUUUUCCCCCCGUCCAGCACUCCAGUUGAUCAAUCAGUCGCCAAAAGCUUGCCAAAUUUCACGUGUCUCGCUGUCUUUUGAUGAGGAUCCAUAAAUCGCUGUUCCGAACCCCAAAUAUUCCACACUUUCACAUUUUCAUCCCCAAGAAAAUCCCGAGGAUCCUGACUUUCGCUUGUUGCUUGCCUUUCCCCUGAUCGAGCUGGUCUGAGCUCUUCGAUGUCCUGCCAUUUCUCCCCGGUUUCUUGAGCAUCUUCCUUCGGUUCUCCAGUAUAAAAAUCCCGCCUUUUGCUACCUUCCUGCCUUUUCCCUCCCCGUUCGAGUUCCCGGAUCCAAGAUUCUAGAUUGGCGAGUUGGGAGUUGGGGUCAUGGCGGCAGCCGAGGCCGUGGCAAUGGCGGAGCAGGUGGUGGCGGACCUCCGGGAGAAGUGUGAGACGCCGCCGGAGCUGCUGCGCGAGGUGGCGUCGGCGAUGGCCCACGAGAUGGGCGCGGGGCUGGAGAAGGAUGGCGGGAGCAGGGUCAAUAUGCUUCUCUCCUACGUCGAUAAGUUACCAACAGGGAGAGAGGAAGGUUUGUUCUAUGGAUUGGACCUAGGAGGAACAAAUUUCCGUGUCUUGAGGGUGCAGUUGGGUGGGAUUGAGAAGCAUGUUGUUAACCGUGAGUCCAGAGAAGUCAGUAUUCCUCCACAGUUGAUGUCAGGGAGCUCCUCGGAGCUUUUUGGUUUCAUUGCUUCUGAAUUGGCUAAGUUUGUUGCUGAUGAGGAGAAGUGCGCUAACGUAUUAUCAAAUGGAAAAAAGCGAGAGCUAGGGUUCACAUUUUCAUUCCCAGUGAAGCAACGUUCAGUUGCUUCGGGUACCCUUGUCAAGUGGACAAAGGCAUUUUCCAUUGAUGAUGCUGUAGGUGAAGAUGUUGUGGCUGAAUUGCAAACAGCUAUGGAGAAGCAAGGUCUCGACAUGCAUGUGGCUGCACUGAUUAAUGAUGCUGUUGGAACUCUAGCUGGAGCAAGAUACUAUGACAGAGAUGUUGUUGCUGGUGUGAUAUUUGGAACUGGCACAAAUGCAGCAUAUGUUGAGAAGGCAAACUCCAUUCCAAAAUGGGAAGGUGAAUUGCCCAAUUCGGGGGAUAUGGUUAUCAACAUGGAAUGGGGUAACUUCUGUUCAUCCCAUCUUCCUGUCACUGAAUAUGAUCGAGAGUUAGAUAAGGAGAGCUUAAAUCCGGGAGAGCAGAUCUACGAGAAGUUAAUGUCAGGAAUGUAUUUAGGCGAAAUUGUAAGGAGGGUUCUCCUUAAAAUGUCGUUGCAAUCCUCAAUUUUCGGCAAUAUUGAUCACACUAAGCUCAAAACCCAUUUCCUUUUGCGGACCCCACAUAUUUCUGCAAUGCACCAUGAUGAAACGCCUGAUCUCAAGAUUGUUGCUGAAAAACUGGAAGAAAACCUAGAGAUAACAGGUACAUCCUUGGAGACUCGAAAAUUGGUCGUCGAAAUUUGUGAUAUCGUGGCAAGAAGGGCAGCCCGGCUGGCUGCUGCAGGUCUUGCAGGGAUCCUCAAGAAGCUUGGGAGAGAUGGCAAUGCCCAGGAGCAACGAUCAGUCAUCGCCAUUGAUGGAGGACUGUUCGAGCACUACACCAAAUUCCGCGAAUGCUUGGAGAUCACACUGGGCGAGUUGCUUGCAGAGUAUGCCUCCAAGUCAGUGGCCGUCAAGCAUGCAGAUGACGGUUCAGGAAUAGGUGCUGCCCUGAUUGCAGCUUCGCAAUCUCAGUACAGAAAUGUUGAGUGAUAUAGCAAUAGCUGGCAAAAGUAUUUGCCACACAUGUAGGGAAGAUUAACUAGCAAAGCAGCUGGAAUUUCUUUCCCACAUCUUAACAGUCCAGUAUGUGCAGUUCACAAUGCUGGAGCUGAAGCAAUCUGUAACCGAAACGAGGCUUGACGAAGUGACUUUGCAUAGUUCCAAUAACAGCGGAGUUGCAGAGAUUUUCUAAUCAUGAAAUCUCAUAACUUUUGACCUUUUAA